Molecule: messenger RNA, 1344 nt
Organism: Anopheles marshallii
Lineage: Eukaryota; Metazoa; Arthropoda; Insecta; Diptera; Culicidae
Gene: Tat
Product: tyrosine aminotransferase
Exons: 3
Coding region: 1-1344 (447 amino acids)
Biological process (GO): aromatic amino acid metabolic process; biosynthetic process
Molecular function (GO): pyridoxal phosphate binding; L-tyrosine:2-oxoglutarate transaminase activity
Source: RefSeq, a predicted model, not a curated record
AUGAAAGAUCUGGCCGAUCUACCAACGACGCUACACCAACUCAACGCCCAGCGCCCGAUCAAAAGCAAGCGCAACCGAUGGAACGUGGCAGUUUCGGACUUCGCCCGGCUCACGCAUAACCCGAUCCGUGCCAUCGUCGAGGGACUGAACAUCCAACCGAACCCGAACAAACCGCUGAUCGCGCUCUCCAUAGGAGAUCCGACCACGUUCGGGAACCUCAAACCAUCGCCGGAAACAGUCGAAGCGAUCCGCCAGGCGGUCGAAGACGGCACCGGGAACGGGUAUGCGCCAGCGAACGGUCACCUGGAGGCGAGGGAGGCGGUCGCCCGGUACGUGCAGCACCAGGGCCCAGUGACGCCGAACGAUGUGAUCCUGUGCAGCGGGUGCAGCAGCUCCCUGGACCUCUGCAUCUCGGUGCUCGGUGGCCCGGGCAGGAACAUACUGAUACCGAAACCGGGCUUCUCGAUCUAUCGCACCCUGGCGGAAGGGUUCGGUAUCGAGUGCCGCACGUACGAUCUGCUGCCGGAGCGCAACUGGGAGGCGGAUUUGGUCCAGCUGGAGCAGCUGAUCGACGAGCAGACGUGCGCGCUGGUCGUCACCAAUCCGGGCAACCCGUGCGGUAGCGUCUUCCCACGGGCCCAUCUCGAGGCGAUCGUCGACAUUGCCGAGCGCCAUUUUGUGCCGAUCAUUGCGGACGAGAUCUACGAACAUUUCGUCUUCCCCGACCAUGAGUUCCACUCGGUCAGCUCGCUGUCCAACCGGGUGCCGGUGCUGUCCUGCGGUGGACUGACGAAGCGCUUCCUCGUACCCGGCUGGCGCAUGGGCUGGAUCAUCGUCCACGACCGGGACGGUGUGUUCGGUGAGGUGCGCCGCGGUCUAGCGAACCUCUCCGUGCGCAUUCUGGGCAGCAACACGCUGGUGCAGCGCGCGCUGCCGUCCAUUCUUGACAACACACCGCACGACUUCUUCGACGAUCUAGUCGCCACAUUGCACCGUCACGCCGAGCUGGCGUACAAGGGGAUCAAGCAGAUACGCGGCCUCAACCCGAUCAUGCCCGGUGGCGCGAUGUACAUGAUGGUGGGCAUCGAUGUCGAACAUUUUCCCGAGUUCCAAACCGACCUGAGCUUCGUCGAGGCGCUCGUCCACGAGCAGAGCGUGUUCUGUCUGCCCGGCCAGUGUUUCGAAUAUCCGAACUACUUCCGACUGGUGCUGACCGUGCCGGAGGAGAUGAUUGUCGAGGCUGUGAAGCGAUUGGAGGAGUUCUGCGAACAGCACUAUAAGUUCGACAACGACAUCCUGCUGCAGCAACAGAACGGACUGCUCAAUCAGAUGACACAGCUGUGA